AUGAAGUCGCCAUUGCCUGAGUACAGCGUUGAAGACUUAUCUGAAAUGACAAUGUUCAGUCCUCUGCCCAAUGAUGACGAAGAUGAUGAACUCAGACAGCAAAGCGACAGUAACUUCAGCAACACAAAUUGCUUUCAAAGUGGUGGCAGUGGGCAAAAUACAGAACAUCCGCAUCUAUUUGAAACUCAUGUUCCAAGACGCUGUUCUAAAGGCCAGUCUCCCGAGGGAAUAAAUACUGGCUCGGAUCCUUCAUGGACAUCGAGGAGUUCUGACGACAACGUCACCUACCCAGACCUCGCCUCAUCGUUGGAUUCACCCAGACACAGCAACCUAGAUAUGCUACAGGCUACAUCACCGCUCACACUUAAAAGUCAAGCGGAGAUAGAUGAGGAGUGGAAACUGGCUCUUCAGUUGCAAAAAGAAGAGGACUAUGCCAUUGAGGAACGCGGGCGAAAAAAGCAAAACGACUAUGCCCAUGAGAAUGAUAGAAGACGAAAUGCCGCAGACGAUGCUCGUCUAUCAUUUAACUUUGCCUUUGCCCCAUGGCGAGCGUCCGGUGCGCGCCAACGAUUUUCAAUCGGUUUUCCUUCCCCUAAGCGCACACUCAUACCACGAGAUACGGCUUCGGGGCUCGACAGUUCCAGGUUGGGCACACAGGCAAACCCUUCGAAUUCAAAUAACGGCACACUCUACAGGGAAUUUGUGGACACGGUAUUAAACGACAAAACUAACGCCCUUCUCAACACAUUAGUCCGACAAGAGAAGGAGCAGAAUCAAGUCCCCACUCGAAUCUGUGUUGUUGACGGUGAAGCUUAUAGUAUCACCUCUAUGCCCACGCUUUCUGCAUGUAGUCACGACCCCAACUACUGUGCAGAAUGCUACCAGCGCUGGCUCACCGCCCAACUUGAAGACAGCAGCUGGCACGAAGCCAGAUGUCCAGAGCACGGAUGCAACGCCAUACUCACCUACCCAGAGAUCCAGCAGCACGCGAGCCAAGAAAGCUUCGAGCUAUACGACAAAUUCCUCACGCGGGCAGCGUUGAACCAAGAUCCCGACUUCCGAUGGUGCAGGGCCUGUGAAUCAGGCCAGGUACAUGAUGGCGGCGGCGUGGAGAACAACAUCUUCACUUGUGUUGCGUGCGGCGACAAAGUGUGCAUCUUGCACAACACAUGGCACGAAGACGAGACGUGCCGGGAAUACGAAUACCGUGCUUCAGAGCAGCAGCAACGGGAUCGAAAUGCACAGGAAGAAGCCAGUCUGGCGGCCAUUGCUCAGUGCUCGAAGAAGUGUCCUGGACCGGGGUGUGAGUAUAACAUUGAGAAGAAUGAUGGUUGUGACCACAUGACGUGUUCGAAUUGCAACUAUCAGUUUUGCUGGUUGUGUCUUUGUGAUUAUGAGAAGCGAUGGUGUGUAACUGUGAGUCGCACUGCGGAAGGCAUAUAUGGCGCCACUGUCCAGUACAUGCUCGGUUUAGGAUCUGUAUCAUUCUCGCCGAUGCGAAGCUCAUGUCGGCUGAGUAGUAUCAAAUCGAAGUAG
This is a messenger RNA of Plenodomus lingam JN3, 1536 nucleotides long. RefSeq lists its product as uncharacterized. The record is from RefSeq and is a predicted model, not a curated record. NCBI's taxonomy places the organism in Eukaryota, Fungi, Ascomycota, Dothideomycetes, Pleosporales, Leptosphaeriaceae.